AUGUCAAGCUUCGAAUCCAUCCUGGGAAAAUCCCCGAAAAAGGGCAAAACAGAAGAUGUAGAUUUCGUGUUUCAGAAGCGGCGCAUCGAUGAAGCGUUUCAGGAGCUUUUGCUGGAUUUGAAUGCAUUCGCUCAGGUGGAAGUGUACCUUAACGAGCUGGGAAAGAAAGGAGAAGAACAUUGGCAUAAGUUAAUGGAGGCAUCGCAGAAUCCCAACGAUUACGCAGGCUUUCGGGAACUUUUAUGGGAAUUGCGCAAAAAGGUUACAGCUGCGAAGGGUGGACCUAGCAAACGUCUUCAGCACACAAUCCAGCAGGUACAGGAGGCCAGCAAAAUGUCCCUUCUACGUCCCCCAAGUCCACCGGUACAGAUCAAGAACCGAGAGGAGCAGGAAACGUUUCGCUGGUCUCGUGUAAUCGCUUUGCAAGAAAGUAAAUUAGAAUCGUUGGAACGUAAGACAGAGGAGUAUGAGGAGAAGAUCGCCGCUCGGAAAGAUCAACGAAAGGAGCUACGUUUGCGUAGUGAUCGUGAAAAGGAAGCCCAACUGAACGCUUCGCAUACCGCUAUGGUGGAGAUAAAGCUGGAAGGUGAAGUAGAGAUCAAACGACUGCGGGAACAGGUCGACAGUAUGCCACACUUUGAAGUUACACCUGAGUACCGGAACCAUCUCGAUCAGCACCAGCAGAAGCGGAAACGCAUCGCCAAGUUGGAGCUGCAACUUCAGCUGUGGAUCAAGAAGUACGAUAAGUUCAUCGGUGAACCGAUGGCGUCCCUAGAGGAGCUGGAAGAGAAGAUGGCAGGGCUGGCAGAGUGGCGUGCGACCGUUCUCAAUCCGGUAGAAGACCGGAUGUUCGAGUUGCAGGAGAAGAUCGAUGUGCUGGAAGCGAUCGAGCUGGAGGAAAUGAUCGAACAGAUGCGAAAGGUUCACGCCGUGCGGGUUUUGCAGCGAGCCUGGAAGCGUACGCUUGAGGCAAAGCGAGCUAAAAAGAAAUCGAAAAAAGGAAAGAAGAAAUAA
This is a messenger RNA of Anopheles nili, 1014 nucleotides long. RefSeq lists its product as uncharacterized. The record is from RefSeq and is a predicted model, not a curated record. Bases 1 to 1014 code for a protein of 337 amino acids. The transcript has a single exon. NCBI's taxonomy places the organism in Eukaryota, Metazoa, Arthropoda, Insecta, Diptera, Culicidae.